AUGAUGCUUCCUUUUUUUUGCCUUGGCCUAAUUCUGCAGUUGUACGUCGGGUGCUUCAACGUGAAAAAAAAGAUAACGGUGACAUACCAGUGGGGAAGAGCAGCGAACAGGAAGGAAGUUAAGUCGAACGCAUUUCUAGUGAGGAGGCAACUCUUUAAAUUUAAAAAAUUUCGAGCCUAUUCAUCAGACCAUGGGGAGGGAGAGCCUUCCAUCGAUGCAGCAGAGAAGGGGGCGAAUAAUGGAGCAACUAAUGGGGCAACUAAUCGGGCAAAGAACACCCUGCGCGAGUUUUACCAUCGGAAUUGCAGCCGGUUGAGGAAGACACUCGAAUUAGUGAAAAGUGGUCUUACCUCCAUUCAGGAUAACUUAAUGUCAAAUUCGCUAGCUAGCCAGCUAGCCAUUUCUGUGUCGUUUUUUCUUCUCCACUUUUAUAUGCUCUCUCGCCACUUCCUCAUUUUAUUCCCCUACCAGUUAAUUCCAAACCAUUCCAACAUUUUGAUGAGCCUGGACUUGAACAAUACGCUCUUUUUCUUAAUGUCCAUUUUUUUUUUCAAACGUUUCAAGGCCCACUUUCACAGCUUCAAGCAGAGGCUGCAGUUGAACCGGUUCACCAUCAAGCUACAGGAGAAUAAGCGGAAAAACAUCCUCUCCGUCUGCUUCCUCUUGAUUGCGUCCUACGUUUUAUCGGGAUAUGUGUCCAUAUACACGGAGCGCAUCUUGACGCUCUGUAAACUGUUCAGUCGGCCCCUCUCCGAUAACGUGGUGAAGUCGCUACAGAUCCUGACCGGGCACUUCAUAUGGGUAGCGUGCAGCAUCGUCGUGUUUAAGCAGUUGCUUUACCCCUACUUCCUAAACAAUGAAAGCAAUUUGAAUUUGCGCCACAAGGACAGCUGGUUCUUUGAGGUAAUCUAUGGGUACGUCUUUUCCCACUUCGUAUUCAGCGUUGUGGAUUUGGCGAACAAUUUUAUAAUAAACCGUUUCAUGGGGGAGGCGGAGGAUGAAAUGUACGUGGACAACAGCAUAGACGACAUUGUUAGCGGAAGAGAGUUUGUUUCAACUCUGUUGUGCAUUAUUAGUCCCUGUUUUAGUGCGCCUUUUUUUGAGGAAUUUAUUUAUCGUUUUUUUGUGCUGAAGAGUUUGAAUUUGUUCAUGCAUAUACAUUACGCCGUUACGUUUUCUUCCCUUUUUUUCGCAAUUCACCAUUUGAACAUCUUUAACUUGCUUCCCUUGUUUUUCCUGUCCUUCUUAUGGUCCUACAUUUACAUAUACACGGACAACAUUCUCGUCACUAUGCUUAUUCACUCGUUCUGGAACAUUUACGUUUUUUUGUCCUCCCUCUACAGCUAG
Messenger RNA from Plasmodium vivax (malaria parasite P. vivax), 1347 nucleotides. RefSeq lists its product as hypothetical. Lineage: Eukaryota; Apicomplexa; Aconoidasida; Haemosporida; Plasmodiidae. Gene Ontology annotation, cellular component: membrane. The transcript is spliced from 3 exons. The record is from RefSeq and is a predicted model, not a curated record. Gene Ontology annotation, molecular function: metalloendopeptidase activity. Gene Ontology annotation, biological process: CAAX-box protein processing. Bases 1 to 1347 code for a protein of 448 amino acids.